Chenopodium quinoa (quinoa) is the source of this 2604-nucleotide messenger RNA. RefSeq names its product sulfate transporter 1.2-like. Gene Ontology annotation, cellular component: membrane. Gene Ontology annotation, biological process: transmembrane transport. The transcript is spliced from 13 exons. Gene Ontology annotation, molecular function: secondary active sulfate transmembrane transporter activity. NCBI's taxonomy places the organism in Eukaryota, Viridiplantae, Streptophyta, Magnoliopsida, Caryophyllales, Amaranthaceae. The record is from RefSeq and is a predicted model, not a curated record. Bases 281 to 2269 code for a protein of 662 amino acids.
AGACUUUUGACUAGUUAUUCUUUGACAGAACUUAUAAAGCUCUGAGACCCUCUUGAUUUUUUGCAAUUUGUAGCAUACUCCAAUCAAUCACUUUCUUCAGCUUAGCUCAAUUUCUUUGUUUUCUACUUCUUCUUGUACCUGUUUGCUUUCUUUUUCUCUCUUUUGCAUACUUUUCAUACUAAUAUUCUUAAGCAACUGAUCUUUCACUAUGAAUGUUACAUGUUACAGGCUUAAAUUGCAUUAGCACCACCCCUUUUUAGUUGUUCUCCCAAACACUUCAAUGGCCAAUCUUCCAACAAAUGGAGAGGCCGAUACCAAAGAGAUCGAUAUGGCUAGCCUGCCAUCCUCUAAGCGUCAUAGCCAAAACCCAGACUUAGAUCACCACAAAGUUGGUGUUCCAUCUAAGCAGAACUUGUUUAAGGAGUUCACUUACACCGUGAAAGAAACAUUCUUUGCUGAUGACCCUUUACGACAUUUCAAAGAUCAGUCCAAGUCUCGGAAGUUCAUUCUUGGUCUUCAUGCUGUCUUCCCUAUACUUGACUGGGGCCGAGGUUAUAAUCUCAAGAAGUUUCGAGGUGACCUCAUUUCCGGCCUCACUAUUGCCAGUCUCUGCAUCCCUCAGGAUAUUGGAUAUUCCAAACUUGCAAACCUCGACCCUGAGUAUGGACUAUACUCCAGCUUUGUACCCCCAUUGAUAUAUGCUUGCAUGGGUAGUUCAAGAGAUAUCGCCAUUGGACCGGUGGCUGUUGUUUCUCUAUUACUAGGGACUCUGAUUCAGAAUGAAAUCGAUCCUACUAAAAAUCCCGUGGAGUAUAGAAGGCUUGCAUUCACUGCAACAUUUUUUGCAGGGAUCACUCAAAUGACCCUCGGAUUCUUCAGAUUAGGAUUCUUAAUCGACUUCCUAUCCCACGCGGCUAUUGUUGGUUUCAUGGGUGGAGCUGCAAUUACAAUCGCGUUGCAACAGCUUAAAGGAUUUCUUGGGAUCAAGGGAAAGCACUUUACCAAGAAAUCAGAUAUAAUUUCAGUCUUAAAGUCAGUUUUCGGGUCCAUCCAUCACGGGUGGAACUGGCAGACGAUACUGAUAGGAUCAGUCUUUCUGGCCUUCCUUCUUUUCGCUAAGAUGAUCGGAAAGAAAAACAAGAAACUGUUUUGGGUACCAGCAAUUGCUCCGUUGAUCUCAGUCAUUCUAUCCACUUUUUUCGUGUUUAUAACUCAUGCAGAAAAGAAAGGAGUAGCAAUUGUGAAUCAUAUAGAAAAAGGACUUAACCCAUCAUCGGUGCAUCUAUUAUAUUUAUCUGGAGAUAAUCUUUUGAGAGGUUUCAAAAUUGGCUCUGUGGCUGGUAUGAUAGCACUAACUGAAGCCACGGCAAUAGGAAGAACAUUUGCAGCUAUGAAGGACUACCAACUAGAUGGAAACAAAGAAAUGGUUGCUUUAGGGGCGAUGAAUGUUGUCGGAUCAAUGACUUCCUGCUAUGUUGCCACUGGAUCCUUUUCUCGAUCUGCAGUGAAUUACAUGGCAGGCUGUCAAACUGCAGUCUCUAACAUCGUUAUGUCAGUCAUCGUGUUCCUAACUCUGUUGUUUAUAACACCUCUUUUUAAGUACACCCCAAAUGCCAUUCUUGCUUCCAUCAUCAUAUCUGCUGUCAUCAACCUUAUUGAUUACGAGGCUGCUAUUCUUAUAUGGAAGAUUGAUAAAUUCGACUUUGUUGCAUGUAUGGGUGCCUUUUUUGGUGUCAUAUUUGCAUCUGUUGAGAUUGGUCUUUUGAUCGCGGUAGUUAUAUCCUUUGCGAAAAUCCUCUUGCAAGUUACUAGGCCAAGGACUGCACUCCUGGGCAAUCUCCCAGGUACGACGAUUUACAGAAAUCUUCAGCAGUAUCCUGAAGCAGCUGAUGUUCCUGGUAUAUUGGUUAUUAGAGUUGAUUCGGCUAUCUACUUCUCCAACUCAAAUUACAUUAAGGAGAGGAUAUUGAGAUGGUUAGUCGACGAGGAAGAGAAGAGGAAAAAGCUGUACAGGCCGAGGAUCCAGUUUCUAAUCGUAGAGAUGUCACCUGUCACCGACAUUGAUACCAGUGGCAUCCAUGCUUUAGAAGAGUUGCACAAAAGUCUAGAGAAAAGAAAUGUUCAGCUUGCUUUAGCAAAUCCAGGACCAGUGGUAAUCGAGAAGCUACAUGCAUCUGAUUUUACAUCCUUAAUAGGGGAAGACAACAUCUAUCUAACAGUCGCGCAUGCUGUUCAUUCAUGCUCUCCAAGAGUAAUCGAGGUGGCUUGAUUAUAUGAGAACCGGGAUUUCUAAAAGUUGUAUGGGGUUGAUUCUGACUUGAAUGUAUGUAUGAGUUUGUGUCAAAGGUGUCAUUGUGUGUAUGUUUAAUCCGUAUAGAGUGUUCGUAAUAAACUGGGUAAUUGUUGGAUCACCAUCCACCCUUAUUUCGAGUUCUAAGCAGAGGAAUUCAACAAGCGUGUUUGAUUGCAUCAUAUAAAACAACCCCUUAGCUUUUAGGGUAAUGUUGUGUGUGUACAGGAAUGUAUAUGAUACAAGAAAAUGUUUAUCCAUUUUCUAAUGUAAUGAGAUGGUUAGCAAUUUGUCAAUUCAUGUGAUUUUAUCUA